Messenger RNA from Ilex paraguariensis (yerba mate), 291 nucleotides. Lineage: Eukaryota; Viridiplantae; Streptophyta; Magnoliopsida; Aquifoliales; Aquifoliaceae. The record is from the annotation of a GenBank genome assembly.
AUGAUAAGCAAUGCAAGCAUUACAAAAACAUUCAAUGUCGCCGGAAACGAUACGGUGAAAACAACGGCAUUGGCGGUGCGGUCGGCAGGGGAGAAAGCCAAGAAAGUGAGAAAAGCCAUUAUCCCCACCGGAAACAACAUCAGCGACAUUGGCGGCGGAGGCAAUGGUGGCAGUAUCGGCGGCAACACCAGAAGCGACGCCGUCACAACCGCCAGCACCACCACCCACUUGACAGUAAAGCACGUCACCAUCAAAAUCUUUCGCUUCUCACUGACCCCGUCGGAGCUAUGA